Messenger RNA from Penaeus indicus, 1972 nucleotides. RefSeq names its product galactoside alpha-(1,2)-fucosyltransferase 2-like. NCBI's taxonomy places the organism in Eukaryota, Metazoa, Arthropoda, Malacostraca, Decapoda, Penaeidae. Gene Ontology annotation, biological process: carbohydrate metabolic process. The coding region runs from base 432 to 1685 and encodes 417 amino acids. Gene Ontology annotation, cellular component: membrane. Gene Ontology annotation, molecular function: galactoside 2-alpha-L-fucosyltransferase activity. The transcript is spliced from 10 exons. The record is from RefSeq and is a predicted model, not a curated record.
GAUUGGCCCGCAAGUCGACGUGCGCGCUGCGGGCAUUGAUCGCGUGGCCAACGAACGCCGGUGCGCGUUGCCCCCAAACAGUGGCGUCGUCGCUAGGGCGGCCUGAGGCGCCGCUCCUGCUCCACGCCCUUCCCGCCGCGGAUCUGUCGCUUCGCUCGGUUUCCAAGACUGUUUUGUGACUUAGGCAUCUCACUCAUAGGUCGUCUCUUUUCUGCUGGACUACUGGAGACUUGUAUGAUGAUAGACCGUGUUUGUUUCGAAGAAGUGCCAGGACCCGCCACGAGGACCUGAAAAAAAAAAAACAUAAUGUAAUAUGCAGUACUUCGGGAAAAACUACAGGGGCUCUGACGUUGUGUGGCGCUGCUGAUGGGACGCUCCACCUCCUCCGGGACACGCGAAGUUGAAACCGGAGUCGCGCGCACGUCAGAGAGAUGGGGAUGUGGUUCUGGCGGUGCCGACAUCGCAGCCGCGUGUGCUGCGGGGGCGAUUUCGGGCCGAGGACCGGCCAGGGCGGGGGGGCGAGCGGCAGCUUGGCUCCGGCCCCGUCGUGCCGCCCCUGGGGCAGCCCCUGGGCGCGACUCGUGCUCCUGACAGCGCUCGCCGUCAUCGGCUAUGGUAUACUGGACACAUACCUGCGAACACCUACCGUAUCUUGGAAGAACUGGUUUCAGGCGCUGGAGGGCGUGAACGAGACAGUGAUCGAGCUUAUUACUCAGGACGAGGUUGCCACCUACAUCCCUCCCACUGUCGUGCCGCCAAGUAGGUGGGUGAGAUACAGCCGCCAGUGGCAUGGCUAUCAGCUACCUGUGAUCACGUGCCAGCCCCUGGGACGCUUCGGGAAUGUCAUGGGCGAAUAUGCCACGCUCUAUGCCCUCAGGAAAAUGUACAAUGCCUCGGUGGUCGUUAGUCCGGCGAUGAGCUCUCAGCUCAACAAAACCUUCCCGGGCCUGUCGCUUCCUUUACAUCCAGGGCCUUUCCAGCGGGAGUUGUGGCGCCCUGUGGGGAAGGUGGGCGCCCUUUACAACUACGCCCUGGUGGAAGUCGCUGCCACGGGCCUCCUGGGACCUCACCUCUUCGUCAUGACAGACUAUGCCUUCGAAAUCCAGCUAUUUAAGGUGUAUAAGGAGGAACUGAAAAGGGAAUUCACAUUCUCAGAUAAAAUGCAGUCGGAGGUACGGAAUUAUCUACAGGGCGUAGUGAGAAAAUACGAGAGACAGCCCCGUAGUGAUAACGCCACCUCGCCUUCCUUAACAACAGCGCCUCCUGUGUUCGUUGGCUUUCAUAUACGCAGGACGGAUUAUGUGAAACAUGCUAAGAAAAUGUUUGGAGCCAAAUUACCCGAAGAAAAGUAUUUUAAAAGGGCUUUGAAUUACUACCGAAAACGAUUCCCAAAUAAGGUGGUGUUCAUUGCGGCGUCGGAUGAUAUGGUUUUUAUUCAGUCCAGGCUAAAAAGCGAGAAAGAUGUCUACUACGCCCCAGGCAAGUCCCCUUCGUUUGACAUGGCGCUGCUCUCGUCGUGCAACCACAGCAUCGUGACCAUGGGCAGCUUCGGCUUCUGGACGGGGUACCUGGCGGGGGGCGAGGUCGUCUACCCGGAUGUCAAGCUGCACAGCGAUUACAGAUUCUCCAAGUCGAUGUUCGAGCGAGUGCGGCUCGAAAACUUCACUCCGCUGCCAGCCGACUGAGACUCCUCCGUCCGGCAUCAACUACUCUCCGUGCCACUUGAUCAAUUUCAAGCAAAGACUUAGCUUUACUUCGGCGUUAUCUUAAGACGAUCACUUCCAAUCAACCAGUCUCAUCCACCAACAACGAUUAUGUGUGAAUAAUGUAAUUCUAAAGUGUGUGUUACAUUUUAAACGCUGCGCCUGCAGGGAUCUGACGUUGCCCUCGUGUCUAAAGCCUGGGUGUUGCUGAUCUGGGAGACGUGAAUAUUUUUCUACGACCUAUUUUGCUAUGAUUAAUAAAUGUUUGA